Cannabis sativa is the source of this 3112-nucleotide messenger RNA. Its product is annotated as PWWP domain-containing protein 3-like. The record is from RefSeq and is a predicted model, not a curated record. Bases 1 to 2925 code for a protein of 974 amino acids. The transcript has a single exon. NCBI's taxonomy places the organism in Eukaryota, Viridiplantae, Streptophyta, Magnoliopsida, Rosales, Cannabaceae.
AUGGGAACUGUGGAGACAAGAUCAAAUACCCUAGUUCCUUCGUCUGCUACUGUUACGCCUGAACCAGCUAAACCUCAAGCCCCAAAAGAGAAAUCCCUCAAAGAUGCUCUUGAGAGUUGUUCAACGCAUAAUCUCGCGGGUCCGAAGUCCAUGGUAGAAGGUUGCGUUGAGGUCAGUAAUGAAGAUUUGAGUGUUGAUUUGGGUCGAGGGGCUGUGGAUACCGAUAUUUCGGGUCAAAUGGGUUCUUCGGAUGUUGAGAAAGGUGGUCUUGCUGAUUCUACGCACGGUGUUCGGUGUGGGUCUGUUGAAAAGUUUGAAGAUGGGGAUAAAGCAAGUAAUUACGUUUCUUUGGAUGAAAAUGGAUGUGAAAAUGGUGAGCUGAGGUCGAUGGAGGUACCCAUUGAGGAUCUUAGUGAAGGCAACGAUGGGGAAGUAGAAGGGCACAAGUUUUUGGUGGGUGAUUUUGUUUGGGGUAAAGUUAGGAGCCAUCCAUGGUGGCCUGGGCAGAUUUAUGAUCCGUCUUAUGCGUCGGAGUUUGCUGCGAAGAAGAAAGUCAAGGAUCGAUAUCUCGUGGCUUACUUUGGUGAUGGAACAUUCGCUUGGUGCCCUCCAUCUCAAUUGAAGCCUUUUGAGGAGAACUUUGAUGAGAUGUCGAAGCAAAGUAAUAUGAAGACUUUCGUCAGUGCUGUACAACAGGCUAUCGAUGAGAUUGGUAGACUUUUGGAGUUGAAGAUGAUUUGCUCUUGUGUACCGAAAGAGAAUAGAACUGGGCUUCGUCCAAUGUUGGCAGAGAAUGCUGGUGUUAAAGAGGGAGUUCUUGUUCCUCACAGUGAAACUAGGAAGCUUUCAGAUGUCUUUGCUGAGCCGCCUGAGCUUCUUGCUGAACUUAAACGUGUUGCUCAUGAUGUUUAUUUGACAAAUGCUCUUGAGCUUAGAGUGUUAAGGAGUCGACUGUUUGCUCUUUAUCGGACUAAAGGGGGUUAUGAUUUGCCUGAAUACCAUGAUCCCAAGCCAGUUUUGGGUCUUGACGAUGGCGUGAAAUCUGUCGAAGCCCCAACCCAAGGGCCAUUUGAGGAGUGGCUUCCCACGCCAAUGAUUGUUGAUACCAUCCAAGCUAAUGAAGCUAUGUUGCAAAUCUCUCUUGUUGUUUCAGAAGGCAAGAAAACUCAUAGAAGGAAGCAGAGAAGUAUGGCUGAUCUAAUUGGCGGUAGCAAAGAAGCUCGGACUAAAACUACGGGAGGGAGGUUGGAUACAGAGGAAAACAGCUCAGAGAAACCAGCAACUCACUUUGGGAUGAAGAAUGGGAAAGACACUAAGGACGAGGAUAAAAUGGCGACAGGCGGAUCUAACUCGGAGAAACCAUUACCAGUCCCUCGUUCAGGGGCAAAGAAGAGGAAAGAUAAAGAGGAAUCUGACAGUCAAGAUGACAGUUUGAUUUCCCUAAAAGGGAAGAGAAGAAAUGCCGGGUUGUUGGGAUCUCUUGUAAGCGCUAGUAGCAACAUUGAUAGCAGUGUUAACAAAGAUAGAGAUUUGGAUAAAGAAAAAACUAAAGGAGGCCCUGUUUCGAAGGGAAGGGCGAAGAAAGAAGGCACCAACAUCAAGCACGAUGAUAGUGAUGCCAAAACUAGAUCUGGGAUUGGUUCGGGUUCCCGAAAUUUGAACUUGGACAUUGGUACUGUAAAAAGUGAUGAUAGUGCGGUCAAGGAACAAUUGGAGAUUGGUUCUUCACCUAGGGAAAGAAAAAAGAGCAAGUACUUGUCCCCUCCCUUCACAAUGUUGGAUAGUAGCAAAAGGAGAAGAGAAAUGGAGGCAGAGUUAUUAAGAUACGCCACCGAGGUGAGUAUGGAAGGGAAAAACAGAGUGGAAGUGAUGCAGAACCAUGUCUCUACAGAGCCUGGUCCUGGUAAUGCAACUGGCAAGUCUCUUGACUCAAGUCCUAUUCCCAAGACACCAACCGAAAAUCCGAACAAGAUUAUGGAUGGAACAAAAGCUAAUGUACCAACAAAUGAAUUACUAGCUGAAGUUCUUUAUGUGGCUGUUAAUCCAUUUACUCCAAGGGGAAAGAAGUCUCAGCAGAUGGUUGGGGACUUUAUAUCUCUGUACAGAAGCUUGGUAUACCGGAAUGGUCCCAACUACAGACUAUACAACAAGCUUCAAUCUCGUAAAAAGAGAAAGAAUUCAGAUUCUGAAUCUGGGUCCCAGAAGGAAGAUCAAAAGCAGACAGCUCGAAAGAUUACUGAACAAGAGUCUGGGCGAAAGAAAGUCAAAAACCAAAAGAUGGGAGUGGACGAGCCUAAAGAGAAGGGGGCGAUUCAAACUCCUGAUGUGAUGUCGGAUAGGCGAAAACCAAUGAAAGGUGCUGGAUCUCCAGAGGCAAAGAAAGUAGAUAACGAGAGUGUGGAAGGAAAGUCUGCUCUUUUCGUUACAUUUGGCCCAGGAUCCUCACUGCCCUCUAAAGCUAGUCUCAUUGAAAUGUAUGGUAAAUACGGGGAGUUGGAUGAAACUGAGACAGAAAUGUUCUACAACAAUUUUUGUGCCCGUGUUUCUUUCAAUAAAAUCUCUAAUGCUGAAUCAGCCUUUAAUGAUUCACAAACUUCUAGCCCUUUUGGCUCUGCUAGUGUUAGUUUCCGGCUUCAGUAUCACUCCGGCGCAUUCAAGACUCGGGAGCUCAGUGAAAUAUCCAGGCGGCAGAGAAAUGCUUCUCCACUUAAGAACAAUGUCACCACCCCAAAGAAGCGGAGGUCACAGCCGAGAGGAAGUUCUGAGGCAGACCUCAAUUUCGUAAAAGAGAAACUUGAGAAGAUCUCUUCAAUGCUGGAAGAUAAAACUUCCAAAGUCUCGCCAAGGACGAAAUCGAAACUACAGGCAGAGAUAAAUGAACUGUUGGAGAAGGUAGGCACAAUGGUUGGAGGAUCGUCAUCUUAAUUAAGUAGAUUUAAUCUUUAAAUACCUGUUUACACAGUUUCUUUUAGUUUUAUUAGCCAGUUGUCUAUGCAUCUCUGCUUUUUGUAUAGGUUGUAGGAAUUCACUUCAUACAGAUGAGUGUCUUGUGGUGGUCUUUUGUAACUAGUUGCUCAAGCUUUAUAAUGUAGAGGUCCAUUUUCACAGACAA